Messenger RNA from Temnothorax curvispinosus, 5200 nucleotides. It is a transcript of the gene Karybeta3, whose product is annotated as importin-5. Gene Ontology annotation, biological process: protein import into nucleus. NCBI's taxonomy places the organism in Eukaryota, Metazoa, Arthropoda, Insecta, Hymenoptera, Formicidae. Bases 60 to 3425 code for a protein of 1121 amino acids. Gene Ontology annotation, cellular component: nucleus; cytoplasm. The record is from RefSeq and is a predicted model, not a curated record. Gene Ontology annotation, molecular function: nuclear import signal receptor activity. The transcript is spliced from 14 exons.
UGGGUAGCGUCAUCGGCGAAUAGUGACGUUUCGCCGCGCGACGUUGGCCACGUCGUCGCAUGACGAGAGAUCGACUCGGGGACAAGUGUGUGGCUGUGCGCUUGGCUUCAUUCGUUCGUGUUCGUUCGGUAACAAUGGCGGCAGACCUCGACCAGUUUCAACAGCUUCUGAAUACACUCCUCAGCACAGACAACGAUGUCCGGACGCGGGCGGAGGAGGCAUACGGAAAUCUUCCAGUGGAAAGCAAGGUGACGUUUCUGUUAACUACCGUUUGCAAUGGCACGCUUGCAGAAGAGAUGCGGGCCAUAGCCGCAGUGUUGUUGCGUCGGUUAUUCUCUUCAGAAUUUCUGGACUUUUAUCCUAAGAUUCCACCGGAGGCGCAAAUCCAAUUGAAAGAACAAAUUUUACUAUCAGUCCAAACCGAACAAACCGAAAGUAUCCGACGUAAAGUUUGCGACGUUGCAGCCGAAGUUGCCAGGAAUUUAAUAGACGAAGAUGGUAAUAAUCAGUGGCCGGAGUUUCUUCAGUUCCUAUUUCAAUGCGCGAAUAGUCCGUUGCCGGCAUUAAAAGAGAGCGCGCUUCGUAUGUUUACAUCCGUCCCAGGCGUAUUUGGAAAUCAACAAGCAAAUCAUCUCGAUCUUAUAAAACAAAUGUUACAACAAUCUGUUUUGGACCCGACAAAUUAUGAGGUCAGGUUUCAAGCAGUAAGAGCAAUUGGAGCGUUUAUAACAUUACAUGACAAAGAGGAAAAUAUACACAAGCAUUUCUCAGAACUAGUUCCAGCGCUUGUACAAGUAACCGCCCAAUCUAUAGAAAAGCAAGAUGAUGAUGCUCUUAUAAAAGUGUUGAUAGACCUUGCUGAAACCACGCCAAAAUUCCUCAGGGGACAAUUAGACAAUGUUAUGCAAAUGUGCAUGAAUGUAUUCUCCAAUGAAGAGAUGCCUGACUCUUGGAGGCAAUUGGCACUAGAAGUUUUGGUGACUCUAGCAGAGACUGCACCAGCUAUGGUACGCAAAGUUGGUGAAAAAUACAUUGUAUCUUUAGUACCAUUGGUAUUGAAGAUGAUGACUGAUUUGGAAGAAGAUGAAAAAUGGAGUUUCUCUGAUGAAAUUAUCGAGGAAGAUAACGAUAGCAACACUGUAGUUGCGGAAAGUGCUUUAGAUAGAUUGGCGUGUGGCCUGGGAGGGAAGACUAUGCUACCACAAAUUGUGCAAAAUAUCCCUACAAUGUUAAAUAACAAUGAUUGGAAGUAUAGACAUGCAGCACUUAUGGCUAUCUCAGCUGUUGGUGAAGGGUGCCACAAGCAAAUGGAAGCUCUUUUACCACAAAUAAUGGACGGAGUCAUACAAUAUUUACAAGAUCCGCAUCCUCGUGUAAGAUACGCUGCCUGCAACGCAGUAGGUCAAAUGUCUACAGACUUUUCGCCCAUAUUUGAAAAGAAAUUUCAUGAUAAAGUUAUCCCUGGAUUAUUGAUGGUGUUGGACGAUAACGCAAAUCCCAGAGUUCAAGCUCACGCUGGCGCCGCUCUUGUGAACUUUAGCGAAGAUUGUCCCAAAAAUAUUCUCACUCCAUACCUCGAUGCCAUAAUGGCUAAACUUGAAUCUAUCCUGACUGCUAAAUUCCACGAAUUAGUUGAAAAGGGAACUAAGCUCGUACUGGAACAGGUUGUCACGACAAUUGCUUCUGUUGCGGAUACAUGCGAAGAGCAAUUUGUAACUUAUUACGACAGGCUAAUGCCUUGUUUAAAAUAUAUUAUUCAAAAUGCGACUCAGCAGGAACACAAAAUAUUACGAGGCAAGACUAUCGAAUGUGUCAGUCUUAUAGGCCUAGCUGUUGGCCCAGAAAAGUUUAUUGCCGAUGCUAGCGAUGUUAUGGAUAUGUUACUCAAAACACAUUCAGAAGGUGAUCUUCCUGAUGACGAUCCGCAAACCAGCUAUCUUAUAUCUGCUUGGGCCAGGAUUUGUAAAAUUCUUGGGAAACAAUUUGAACAGUACUUACCAUUAGUAAUGGGACCCGUAUUGCGAACAGCCGCUAUGAAACCUGAAGUUGCAUUACUAGACAAUGAAGACAUGGAAGGCAUUGAGGGUGAUCUUGAUUGGCAGUUUGUUUCACUAGGAGAGCAACAAAACUUUGGAAUCAAAACAGCUGGUUUGGAGGACAAGGCUUCUGCGUGCGAGAUGUUGGUUUGUUACGCGCGGGAAUUAAAGGAAGGCUUUGCGGAUUAUGCGGAAGAAGUGGUGCGAUUAAUGGUGCCGAUGUUGAAGUUUUACUUCCACGACGGUGUCAGAACUGCAGCUGCGGCAAGUUUGCCGUAUCUUCUCGACUGUGCUAAAAUAAAAGGUCCACAGUAUCUAGAAGGCAUGUGGGCAUAUAUUUGCCCAGAUCUUUUGAAAGCUAUCGAUACAGAACCAGAAUCGGAAGUGUUGUUGGAAUUAUUGUCCUCUUUAGCAAAAUGUAUCGAGACAUUGGGCGCAGGUUGCUUAAGUGCACCGCAUAUGACUGAACUUUUACGACUUUUAGAUAAGUUACUUAAAGAACAUUUUGAAAGAGCAGUUGCUAGAUUGGAGAAACGAAAAGAUGAAGAUUAUGAUGAGGUUGUUGAAGAACAACUUGCUGAUGAAGACAAUGAGGACGUAUACACGCUCAGCAAAAUUGCUGACAUUUUGCAUGCCUUAUUUACAACUCACAAGUCUUCAUUCUUCCCAUACUUUGAUCAAAUAUGCGUACAUUUCGUAAAAUUACUGAGUCCCGAAAGAUCGUGGGCGGAUCACCAAUGGGCUUUAUGCGUCUUUGACGACGUUAUAGAAUUCGGAGGACCUGACUGCGCAAAAUAUCAAGAUCUCUUUUUGCGACCCAUGAUUCAAUACGUUUCUGACAAGUCCGCAGAAGUUAGGCAGGCAGCAGCUUAUGGCUGCGGAGUUUUAGGCCAAUUUGGUGGAGAAGGCUUUGCGCAAGCGUGUGCAGAAGCUUUACCAAAACUGAUGGAAGUUAUUAGCGAUCCCGAAUCUAGGUCGCCAGAGAAUGUAAACCCCACUGAAAAUGCUAUUUCAGCAGUGACUAAAAUUCUCAAAUACAAUAACAAAGCAAUCAACGUCGAUGAGAUUCUUCCACACUGGCUAACUUGGCUGCCAGUUGUCGAAGAUGAAGACGAAGCCCCUCACGUAUACGGAUAUCUAUGCGAUUUGAUCGAAGCAAAUCACGCAGUAGUUUUAGGAACGAAUAAUGCGCAUUUGCCGCGACUUAUAAGUUUCUUUGCCGAAGCGUUGUUCAGAGAAGCCGUGCCUACCGACCAUCCCGUUAUGUCUAGAAUCAUUAGUAUCGUUAGAGAAAUACAGAAAAACGACACGAUAUUCCAGGCGAUCAUUAUGCAGUUAACAACAGAUCAACAACAAGCGCUUCAUGAGGCACUCAGUGCACUAAGUUGAAUUUUUAACAUCGUAACAAAUGAAAUUAUUGCUCGUGUUAAAUAAUCUCCCGAAAAAAAAAAAAAUCGUAAUUAAAAUCGCAAAUAUUGUAUAUAGGUAUAUUGUACCUAUAAAACAUUUGCUCCAGCCUAGUUAUAUAUACACACGCAGAUAUAUUUAAGCAUUCUACAUAUUAUUAUCCACAUACUUGUUAAGUAUGUAUUUCUGUAUCAUUAUCAGAUUUGAUUAGUUUUCUAUUAUCAGGGAUUGUUGAAUAAUUGAAGUAAAAUUAGGGUUUGUCACUGUUCGAUUUAUAAUGCUUCUACGAAUGAAGCUAAGUCGACAGAAAUUUUAUCGAUUAUGAAUGAACUCACAUUGGCAGAAUUUAAAACUGUAUAUCCCUAAUUAAUAUUUUAAAUCCAAUAUUUUAUAUGUAUAUAUAUAUACUUGUUGUAUAUAUACCUCUUUUCUUUCUACAUUACAUUGGUGAACAUUUAUUAAAAAAGUUUAUGAAUAAUGACAUCGACUUAAAUCAGACAUUCAAACGAGAACAUUCUCCUGCCAUUGAGAGUCGAACGAUGCUAAAUCAUCUUUUAAAAAAAUGGCUUUGUAAAAAUUGCAUAGUACAUACAUAUAGCUUUGUUAUGCGAGUAUAACGUUAAGGAAUUAUGAUUUUGUCACUGUGAUCUUUCUAAAUUGCGUCAACAUUCUCAAGCUAUCCCACGUUCCGGUAAGGUAACAAAGCUGAUAAUGCAAGAUAGACUGGAAAGCCUCAUUGUAGCCAUGAAGUGAACGCGUGACAUUGUGAUUUAGGUAUUUUUAUUAUUAAAUUUAGAUACAUGUUAUUUAAUGAUGCAAUUUAAUGUUGCAAUGUUGAGCUCUAUAUACGAAUGCCUUUUGAAUGAAACGUAAUGAAGAGUUUUAAAAAUUUUAGAUUCGAGAUCAGUAAGAUGUGACUCCGCGACUAUAACGAAUAAAUUUUUUUCUUAUUUAGAUAGAGAUACAUUAAAAAUUUAUGUUUUCAAGUGCUGCAAAUUUUUCUUGUAAUCUUACAGCUAAUUCGUAUUGAGUUAUGCUUACUACAACAUUAUUCUUAUCGUAAAACCAAAAUGUGUUACUCGAGAAUAAAAAGAAGAAAUAUGAAAGAUAUGCCAAAAAAAAAAGCGAUUUGAUAAUACGGAAUGCAUUACGUUUCCUUCGGCUGAUGUAACACGAUGAGAAUUGAGAUGUUGAAAAGGACUGAGCGAAAUAAUCCAUUUAAACGGCUCCCGCCUCCGUUCUUGUUGCUAUUUAUUUAUAAAAUAUGUACUCCGAUUACUUGCGACUGUCUCGAAAUUUCACCGAUGGAAAAAGUUUUACCUCUAGUACACCAUCGCGGCUACUCUUACCGUAAAUGUUCCAAGUAAAUAACAACCUUUUUUUACUAAGACGUGUAGAGGAGUAAAAGUAAAGAAUAAACAUUUAUUUGUACAUACGUCAAAGUAUAUAAAAAUAUCGCGAACACGUAUAGAGUUGAAGUAUCCGAUUGUUAAGUAUCCAUGAUAUACGGUAGGCACUGCCUCGUUAUUUCACCGAAAGUCAACACGAUCUUGUAAGAUGCACAUAAUUGCAGCAAAUACAUACGGAAGAAUCGAUACUGGACUGUUUAUGACGUUUAUGCGAUACACAUUUGCGACAGAGAAAGAGAAAGAGAGAGAGAGAGUAAAAAUCAAUGUGAAAAGAAAGGAAAAAUUAUAAUUCUUAUAUAGAAAUUAUUUUAAAAUCAUUACUAGCUAAAAUAAAUCUCAGCUUUGUAA